Messenger RNA from Lactuca sativa (garden lettuce), 2844 nucleotides. RefSeq names its product arginine decarboxylase. Gene Ontology annotation, molecular function: arginine decarboxylase activity. NCBI's taxonomy places the organism in Eukaryota, Viridiplantae, Streptophyta, Magnoliopsida, Asterales, Asteraceae. Gene Ontology annotation, biological process: spermidine biosynthetic process; L-arginine catabolic process. The record is from RefSeq and is a predicted model, not a curated record.
CUCUCAUGCAAUUCUCGCCCAUUUCACAUUCGUGAAUCGUUCUGUAAACAGUAAGCACAUUAGGUUUAAUUGUCGCCGUUAGGUUUCCGGACGCCGCUCCGUUUGUUUUGUCGGGGUUUGGGUUUUGAGAUUCUGAUUUUGCAUGGUGGGAUCAGUGUUUAAUUUCUAGAUUUGUUUCGGUGUUUGAUUUGAUUACUCGAGUGUUCAUUUUUGGAUAAAUUUGUGUGUUUCUUCUUCUGAGCGGCAGUUGUGGGGAUUUUUGUAUUGAUUAGGAGUUUAGGGCUUGUUUCUCCUUUGAUUCAGUUCUUCAUCUGCUUCUUUUGAGGGGGUAGCCGGGGCUCCGGCCUCGGCGGGUUGUAAAGCCCCCUAACUUUACAAACUUAGCCAAAUUAAAUACUUUGAAUUCUUUGAUUCUUUCCUUCUAACCAUUGAUUAACAGAUCGGGGAAGAGAUGCCGACCCUAGCGUGUUGCGUUGAUGCUUCUCCCCCGUUUCCUCCCGGUUACAUUGCCUGGGAUGGUUCUUUUCCCGCGCCGGAGCCUUUUUCCGGCGUACCUCAUUCGAGAAACACCGGUCUACCUGAUCUAUCAUCCGCAGCCGCUCAUUGGUCACCGAAUCACUCUGCUGCUCUCUACAGAGUUAAUGGAUGGGGUGCGCCUUACUUCUCUGUUAACUCCUCCGGCAAUGUCACUGUCCGUCCGCAUGGUUCCGGAACCAUGGACCAUCAGGAGAUUGAUCUCUUGAAGGUUGUGAAGAAGGCGUCUGACCCGAAAUCGACCGGAGGCCUUGACCUGCCGCUUCCUCUCAUCAUCCGGUUCCCGGACGUUCUCAAGAACCGCCUGGAGUCGAUCCAGUCGGCUUUCAAUUGCGCCAUCGAGUCGCAGGGAUACGGCUCGCAUUACCAGGGAGUUUAUCCCGUGAAAUGCAAUCAGGACCGGUUCGUCGUCGAGGACAUUGUGAAAUUCGGUUCCUCUUUUAGGUUCGGAUUGGAGGCCGGAUCCAAACCAGAGCUUCUUCUAGCCAUGAGCUGUCUCUGCAAAGGAAGUUCUGAAUCUCUCCUGAUUUGCAACGGUUUCAAAGAUGCAGAAUACAUCUCACUUGCUUUGAUCGCUCGAAAGCUUUCGUUGAAUACUGUGAUUGUUCUCGAGCAAGAAGAGGAGCUGGAUUCAGUUAUUGAUAUGAGCCGAAAACUUGGCGUUCUUCCCGUUGUAGGAGUCCGUGCUAAGCUCCGUACGAAGCAUUCAGGCCAUUUUGGAUCGACUUCCGGCGAAAAAGGUAAGUUUGGACUUACAACGACGCAAAUUCUCCGUGUUGUGAAGAAGCUUGAAAAAUGUGGUAUGUUAGACUGCCUACAAUUGCUCCAUUUCCACAUCGGAUCUCAGAUCCCUUCCACCGACUUACUGGCCGAUGGCGUUGGUGAGGCGGCGCAAAUUUACAGUGAAUUAGUCCGCUUUGGUGCAUCCAUGAAAGUCAUCGACAUAGGCGGUGGACUAGGCAUUGAUUACGAUGGUUCAAAAUCAACCGACUCAGAUGUCUCCGUGGGUUACACUCUUGAAGAGUACGCCGCCGCGGUUGUUCAGGCGGUGAAGUUUGUUUGUGAUCGGAAAUCCGUGAAGCAUCCGGUGAUUUGUAGCGAGAGCGGACGGGCAAUCGUGUCCCACCAUUCAAUCCUCAUAUUCGAAGCGGUUUCUUCCAGCAAAUACACCGUGCCAACUUUGUCUUCCACUGACGUUAAGCAGUUCGGCGAAAGCCUCCCUGAGGAAGCUCAAUCCGAUUAUGAUAAUCUUUCACAGUCCGCCAUCAGAGGCGAGUAUGAAGCUUGUCUGGUGUAUGCUGAUCAGCUGAAGCAAAGAUGCAUUGAGAAAUUCAGAGAUGGAACUCUUGACAUGGAGCAGUUGGCCUCCGUUGAUGGGUUAUGCGAUCUGGUGGCGAAAACAAUCGGAGCAUCGGAUUCGGUGACCACUUAUCAUAUCAAUCUCUCUGUGUUCACUUCAAUUCCUGAUUUCUGGGGCUUCGGCCAGUUGUUCCCAAUCAUCCCGAUUCACAGGCUGGAAGAAUUUCCAAACAAGAAGGGAGUUCUAUCGGAUUUAACCUGCGACAGCGAAGGGAAGAUCAACAAGUUCAUCGGCGGAGAAUCAAGCUUACCUCUCCAUGAACUGGAAGGUGAGAAUUCCAUGAAAUACUAUCUAGGAAUGUUCUUAGGUGGUGCAUACGAAGAAGCUCUGGGAAGUCUCCACAACCUGUUCGGCGGACCUUCAGUGAUUCGAGUAUCUCAAAUCGACGGCCCACAUGGGUUUGCCGUGACCCGGGCUGUUCCGGGCCCAUCUUGCAGCGACGUCCUCCGGGCCAUGAACCAUGAGCCGGAGGUGAUGUUUGAGACUCUUAAGCACAGAAUCGAGGAGUAUGUUCAUGAUGAAGGUGGCAUGGCUGGAGCUUUAAUCGCGGGUGGAAUUGCAGAAUCUUUCCAUAACAUGCCUUAUUUGAGUGUCGGAUCUUCUUGCUGUUUAACUGCUGCAAAUGGGAUUAACGAGUAUUACUACUCCGGCGAGGGGUUCACUCUCACUGCCGGAGGUGAUGUAGUCUCCGGCGAGGAUGACCGUGAUCAGUGAUUGUUCGUUUGUGCUUGAAAAAGAGAAGAAGGAAUAAAGGGUUUGGUUGUUUAUCGUUGAGGUCGUUCUGUUUUUAAUUCGCUAAUCAGUUCUCUCUUUUUUACUUGUAUUUCAUAAAAAGAGAGUUCGUCUUUUUCGUAAAUUUGUGAAGAUGAAUCAGUCUGUGGAUGAGAGGGUAGUAUAAUAUUAUCAUCUUUCAUAAUAUUAUCAUCUUAGACUUUAAUUUAGUUUUGAAA